Messenger RNA from Labrus bergylta (ballan wrasse), 2970 nucleotides. RefSeq lists its product as uncharacterized. NCBI's taxonomy places the organism in Eukaryota, Metazoa, Chordata, Actinopteri, Labriformes, Labridae. The record is from RefSeq and is a predicted model, not a curated record. Gene Ontology annotation, molecular function: tRNA binding; nucleotidyltransferase activity; double-stranded RNA binding. Gene Ontology annotation, biological process: regulation of translational fidelity. Gene Ontology annotation, cellular component: cytoplasm; membrane.
CCAUGGCUUACCUCAAGUCACUCCAUGUGUCCGUGGGAGUACUGAGCAUUUCUGGCGGCUCUCUCCUGCUUUUGGUGAACAGCUAUGCCAGCUCAACAGAAAAAGACUUCAUCCCCCAGACUGCACUGGGGAUUCUGCUCCUAAUAAUUUCAGCACUCUUAGCUUAUGCAGGGAUCCGUCGCAGUUUGUCCCACGCCCAGCUGUUUUCCUCUCUGUGUCUGACUGUCUCUGCUCUGUGGUGUGGUUCAGGUCUGGUCUACAUCCUGGUGGGCCAGGGUGUGCUGCCGUCCACAGAGCUGAGAUCUUCUCUGGUCCCAGGCCUGGCAGCGUUUACUUUAGCCCUGCUCAUCAUAGGUGGUAUAGCGGUCAUUGCAAAAAAAGCUGUUCUUUUUCUUAUAGCUGUUGGCAUUAGCUUAGCAUGUGCCCAUCAAAUUGCUGGUUUGUCAGCUGCAGGUUUUGGUCAGUCUGCCACAGCUGCAAACUACCUUCUGGUCUGUUUAGUGGGAGUUUACUUUGGCUUUGGACGUCUGUUGUCCACAAUUACUCAAGGUAAAGUUGAGCCUCCAGGAACAAGCUUGAAAAGCAAACCUGAUUUAAAAACGGAGCAGCACAAAGGGUGUGUAGAUCUAGUACUGGUAGGUCUGGUGAUGAACUUGCUGUCUGCCUCAGUGUUAGCCUGUCCUCUGUUAGGUGUGGUCCCCCAGCUCUCCGUGGGUCAUGUCCCUUGGCUAUGGACAUCAGGAGUCUUUCAGCUUGCAGUGUGUGUCCUCCUCUACAGAGCCAUGGACACACUAGCUGCCACUUUUUACGGCUUCACUGCUCUGCUGAAAUUUGCAGAGGGCUACGGCGCUCUUCUAUCAUUCUACUCAAUCCAGCCUUCCUCCCCUGUUCCCUUCCCUGUCGUCUUCUCUGUGCUGUUCUCCAUCCUGGCUCUGUUCAGCUGUCAGAAAAGCAUGCUGGAGGGGCUUUACCACUUGUUUUUUGCUGCUUAUUGUAUUGCCAUUGCAGCUCAGCCUCAAGCUUUCUUCAAAGGAGGCACACAGGGUGUACAGGGAGCCAUAUUUGUAAUCUCUGCUGUAAUGCUUUUAAUCAGCUCUUUUAAUUUUGUCUCCGCUUCAAAGAUUCCCACAGGGCAGGGCUAUUUCAAAAUGUUAGUAACCAGAAUUUCAGGUGUUACUCUCAGAGCAGAUAAAGAGCUGCAUGCACCCCACCUGGGCUACUCCAAGUAUGCAGAUGCAGAGGUGUUAGGCCUUGCUUGCAGCGUUCUAGCUGCUUUUGCAAUGACAGCCUCAGUCGGUGACAGAAAUCCUCUGUCGGUGUUGAUUCUUCCCUGGGUGGUCAUGUCUGGAGGUGCUCUCGUGCUAUUGUGUGGCUCAGUAGCUUUUGCACGAGGUAAAACCUUUGAGAGCACAGUUUUUGUCCUCUAUGGUGUGAUGUGGACAGUGUGGGGGCUGACACGAUACGGAGGCCUGUAUGGUGACACCAGGAGCUUUAAUGUUGCUGUUGGGAUCAUUAGCUUUAUGCUGUUUAACUGUUUAGUGACAGCUGCAGCGCUCUUUUUAAAUGUAGCCUGGUUUGCUUACGCCCUUACCUUCCAGCUCAUCCUCAUUAGCUUCUUGCUGGAUGCUGUCGGAGCACUGCCUCACGGUUAUGACAUAGGAGUCACUAUCAUCUUUGGCCUUGUUAGUUUUUACUGCUUCCUGGCGCACAUCUUUAACAGCACCUUCCAGAGCCCACAGAUCCCCCUAGGAAAGCCUUUGGUCAAGCUGAGCGGAAUGGGUGGAGGAGCAGAUGUCUGUCCGCAUGUAUCAGCCCGCAAGGCCUCGUCUGUCAAUCAGAUUGCAGAAAUCAUGAAAAAUGGCGGCAUAUGUGGAAUGCCGACUGACACCGUCUACGUGCUAGUGGCAGCUUGUAACAGACCCGAUGCCGUCGUCAAAGCUUACAAGGUGAAGAAGCAGGCGCAGGACCGACCCAUGUCCCUGUGGAUCUCCUCCAUAAAGCAGCUGGAGCCGGUGCGUCACCUGCUGAGCCCUCUGCUGCUGAACUUCAUGGAGGCUGCGUGGCCCUCCUCCAUCAGCAUGGUCAUACCAAGAGGCCCGUGGAUGGACACCUUUGGUUUAGGAGAUGCUGCCAAACACAUCGGUACUCCACAAAGCAUUGCGAUCAGAAACCCAGACUGCUCUGUGGCCACACACCUCAUUAAUCUGGUGGGGCCCAUCGCUGUGACCUCAGCCAACCCUACUGGCGAGGCCGACACAACUCACCACAACCAAGUUUACGCCAAGCUGGGGAACAAGGUGGAUGGAGUGCUGUGUGAUGGGCCUUCCCCAGAGAACAUUGCUUCUACCGUGGUUGACUGUACAAAAAUUGAAACAGGGCACAUUGGUUUCUUCAGAGUGGGUCUUAUUCCUAAAUCAAAGGUUCUUCAAAUCUUCGAGGAAGUUCAGAGGCAGCACAUCCAGGGGCAGACAAAUCCUGCUUUUGAAUAUGAUCAGUAUCUGCCUGACACACAAAGUGACAGAAGUUCAGAAGAGAACAAUAGGGUGGAAACAGGAAGAGAAUCUAGAGUCGAGACAUCUACAGUUUCUCCUGAGGAGAGUCCCGAUCUCCAAAAUGAGUCAUAAUACAGUUCAUGAAAACACUGCCAAACAUGUUAAUCAUGCAUGCACAAACAACAGCUUUUACUAACUUGUAAAUUAGUGUUUGUAGAGGCUUCUGGUACGACCACAUAUGGAAAAAAAAUCAACAAGCUUCUCAAUGUUCAUAAAUAUGGCAAUACAAUAAAGAGUAAGGUCUUUUACCUGCUCUUUGUGUCUGCAAGUGUCUUCAGAUUACAUUUGUUGUGAAUUGGCGCUAUACAAAUAAAGAUUGAUUGAUUGACUCAAACACACUAAUUUAGUUCACCUGUAAAAUGAUUACGUGAUAUUAUUUAUUUUUGUAUAUGUAAUAAAAAGUGAACAUUGUUUUAUA